CUACAUUUACCUCUUGCUGUAAAUUUCCAUUCUUUUCAUUGCAAAAACAGAACCCUGCACACAAAAUGGCUUCACGACAAUCACUCCCCUGCAAGACCGACACAUCCGCCCGCACGCUCGAUGCACCGGCCAAACCCGACAUACCGCAGAGCAGUGCGCUGCUCACAUCGGGCACAGCUACCCGGCAACUGACGUCCCUGGAAAGCGCGUUCUGCGGGGCCACGGCAGGGCUGAUUUCACGGGCACUGAUAGCGCCGUUUGAUGUGAUAAAGAUCACGCUGCAGCUGGAGACCAGGCGUCGGUCGUUUGGGAUCCUGAAGGCAGACGGGGUGGUCGAGUGUGCAAAGCAGAUUAUGCAGCGGGAGGGCGUGCGCGGGUUCUUCAAAGGCAACCUGUCGGCAGAGUAUCUGUACCUGUCGUAUGGUGCAGCUCAGUUUCUUGUAUUUGGGGCAGUCGAGAGGGCGAUGGCGCAGACAAACAUUGUUCCCAAAAAGGCCCGGUCGUUUGUGGGCGGGGCGCUGGCGGCAGGCAUUGCCACAACGAUGACAUAUCCGUUUGAUCUGCUACGUACGCGGUUCGUCGCGCAGAGCAUGGAUCGCCGCAUAUACACGUCGAUUCUGGGGGCGGUGCGCAAGAUCCACGCAGAGGAAGGAGUGCGUGGGUUCUACCGCGGGCUGUGGCCGGCAUGUCUGCAGAUCAUGCCGUACAUGGGUGCGGUGUUUACCAGCUACGACAUGCUGGCGACCGGGUAUCGGUACCUAAGGCGUAGCGUCCUGGUGUCGUCGUCGCCGGUGCUACAGGGCCUGGACGCAAUGCAGGACGCGGUCUUGGGCGGCACUGCGGCGGUUAUCAGCAAAACGUUUGUGUAUCCGCUGGACCUCGUGCGCAAGCGCCUGCAGGUGCAGGGCACGCAGCAGUUCACGAAGAGCGCGCUGCCAGAGUAUACAGGGAUGACGCAUGCGCUGGUCAGCAUUGCCCGGACCGAGGGCGUGCUGGCGCUGUUCCGUGGGCUGACGCCGGCGCUGGUCAAGGCAGCCCCGGCGUCGGCGGCGGUAUUCUUUGUGUUUGGGUGGACGCGGGAUGUGGUGCUGGGAGUCAAGCCUUACUGAAAGCAUCAUGCUGUCCAAUCGCCCGCCACCCCCAGCCAUGCACAAAAUAGAAAUAUCCGUUAGUACCAUCUUUACC
Molecule: messenger RNA, 1185 nt
Organism: Linderina pennispora
Lineage: Eukaryota; Fungi; Kickxellomycota; Kickxellomycetes; Kickxellales; Kickxellaceae
Product: mitochondrial carrier
Exons: 2
Coding region: 66-1109 (347 amino acids)
Biological process (GO): thiamine pyrophosphate transmembrane transport
Cellular component (GO): mitochondrial inner membrane
Molecular function (GO): thiamine transmembrane transporter activity
Source: RefSeq, a predicted model, not a curated record